Messenger RNA from Lactuca virosa, 672 nucleotides. The record is from the annotation of a GenBank genome assembly. Lineage: Eukaryota; Viridiplantae; Streptophyta; Magnoliopsida; Asterales; Asteraceae.
AUGAAGGACAUCGUAAAACCCAACGUCUUAGGAGUGAUUCAAUUGGCUGAUCAAAUCAUAAAAGAGGCAGAUUUUGCUUGUUCAUUCAAACAGGAAUGCGCCGAUAUCAAAACAAAAACAGAAAACCUCGUCCCUAUCCUCCGUGAAGUCGCACGUGUAAGCAAUGACCCUUAUGAACGACCCACCCGCCUCAUCAUCGAUAAUGCAGAACAGGUUUUACACAAGACGCUGCAACUUGUAUUCAAAUGCCAAGCCAACCAGUUCCUGCGGUUGUUCAGCAUCAUCCCGGCUAAAGCCAUUGCGAAAUCAUCACAACAGAUUGGGUAUAUUAUCGGAGACGUGUUAUGGCUCCUCUGUUUCAUGAAUCAUUAUGUUGACCAAGAACGCCGGGAUGAGUUCUUCUGGUUUCCGCCUAUCGCCGCCAAUCAGCCGCAGCGUUGUUUGAUAUGGGAGAACAUCUUGCUCCUUUCUUACGGUAACCUCGAUUGUCGAGCCAACGCGGCGGCAACACUUCUCGCAAUGGUACACGAUAAUGAACGAUACAUUAGAUUGAUUAUGGAAGAAGGUGGUGUGCAACCUCUUUUGAAACUAGCAAAAGAGGAUAGAAUGAAAGGGCAAGAGAGUGCGAUCCGAGUAAUACGUUUGGUCAAUGGCGACCCCGAGACUCCAUAA